UGGUGCGCGAAAGAGAAUUGAUCUUCCUGUCAAUUUUCAGCCCUGUUGCUCGCAAUUGCAUAGGAAAUGCAGUGUUUUUAUUAAAAAAUAAACUUUUGAACGGUAUAGCGAAAUGUUUGUGAGUAAAAAUGGAAGGAGAUAAUACGAUGCCAAUAAUUGUGGGAGAAAAAAAGUUGGAGCGCAUAAGAGCUGCUGCUACGGAUUGCGUAAAAGUAGUAGUCGCAGUAAAGCAAUUUUUAUUUUAUUUCUAUCCCUAAACCAUGCCUACAAUUUCGAAAGGCAGAAAUUAAUAAUGCGAGUAUCAAAUUCCACUUAAAACGCCUGAAGCGUGCAGAAAAUGCAAUAAAUGGGUGAAGUUGUGUGAACGUAAAGAUUCCAAGUUUAAAUCAAUCAGGAACGUCACAAAAGAUGAAUCUAUUUGUUCUUUACACUUCUUCGGAGAAUCUGGACCUACAGAAGAGCACCCAAACCCGAUAGAAUGUCGGCCGAAAACUAUAAAAGAGGUUUAUCUAAUUAAGAAGCAGAAAUGACAGACGCAGCGAUGGACGCUGGUAAAAUUGUGAAGAUGGAGGUGGACUGCAGUAGCAAUUGUGACACAAAAAUUCCAGAGUGCAAAAAAUUGGCUCGCGAAGGAAAGUUGCACGAUGCCCUAGAUCAAUUGCUAGCACUGGAAAAACUUACCAGAACAGGUGCAGAUAUGGUUUCCACGUCUAGGGUACUCGUCGCAAUUGUUGAAAUUUGUCUGGAAGCCAAGAACUGGGCAGCACUCAAUGAGCACAUAGUACUUUUAUCCAAAAGACGUUCUCAGUUAAAGCAGGCUGUAACGAAAAUGGUACAAGAAUGUUGCACUUACGUCGACAAAACGCCAGAUAGAGAAACCAUGAUUAAACUAAUAGAAACAUUGCGUUCAGUAACUGAGGGAAAGAUUUACGUGGAAGUUGAAAGAGCAAGACUCACUCACCGCUUAGCUAAACUUAAAGAAGAGGAUGGAGAUGCUGCGGCAGCAGCGUCUGCUAUGCUAGAGUUACAAGUAGAGACUUAUGGAAGUAUGUCACGAAGGGAAAAAGCGUCGCUUAUUCUUGAACAGAUGCGUCUUUGCUUGAUAAAGAAAGAUUUCAUCCGCACGCAAAUUAUCGCUAAGAAGAUCAACAUCAAAUUUUUCGAUGAUGAAAACGACGAGGAAACACAAUCUUUGAAACUGAAAUACUACGAUUUAAUGAUGGAAUUGGCCCGUCACGAGGGAUGGCAUCUAGAACUUUGCCGGCAUAAUCGCGCCGUACUGGAAACGCCAACCGUUAAAGAUGAUCCUGAAAAAAGACAUAUGGCUCUUUCUCGAGCAGUUUUGUAUUUGGUGCUGGCACCACAUGAGCCAGAGCAAGCAGAUCUCACUCAUAGAUUACUGGCUGACAAACUGUUAGAUGAAAUACCCAUUUACAAAGAACUGCUUCGAUUAUUCGUCAAUCCAGAACUCAUCAAAUGGUCAGGAUUGUGUGAAAUUUAUGAGCGGGAUUUGCGAUUGACAGAAGUUUUUACCGCUUCUACGGAAGAAGGCCGAAAACGGUGGGCUGAUCUCAGAAAUCGUGUUGUGGAACAUAAUAUUAGAAUAAUGGCCAAAUAUUACACGAAAAUAACUUUGACUCGCAUGGCCGAGCUUCUGGACCUCCCAGUUGAAGAAACAGAAGCGUGUUUGUGCAAUUUGGUUGAAACUGGUGUGAUAAGCGCUCGUACAGAUCGUCCAGCAGGUGUCGUGAAAUUCACUGGAAGCCAAGAACCUGCAGCUAUUUUAGAUGCAUGGGCAGCGUCCUUGUCUAAGCUAAUGGGUCUUGUCAAUCAUACGACUCACCUUAUUCAUCAGGAAGAAAUGCUGGCCGUCGCUCAGUCUUAAUAUUCACUACUCGUACAAGAAAUAUUUGCUUCAAUGAUCUUGUACACUCUUUUUUUAUUACUGCUUUCCUAGAUUUAAGAUGUAUUUUACAUGUAUUACGAUAUUUAAUAAAUAAAGAAUACAAA
Molecule: messenger RNA, 2010 nt
Organism: Belonocnema kinseyi
Lineage: Eukaryota; Metazoa; Arthropoda; Insecta; Hymenoptera; Cynipidae
Gene: Rpn5
Product: 26S proteasome non-ATPase regulatory subunit 12
Exons: 7
Coding region: 527-1885 (452 amino acids)
Cellular component (GO): proteasome regulatory particle, lid subcomplex; nuclear proteasome complex; cytoplasm
Source: RefSeq, a predicted model, not a curated record